AUGACGACGGUUGUGUAUCUUUGCGCUGUGGAAAAUCAUCAGACCCGUGUGUGGUCAGAGUCGGGACAGCGGCUGCGAUGCCAGUUUCCUAAGAAACCAUGGUUUCUGGAGCUUGUUCAAGAGCACGAUUUGGCAGAGUGGCUGUCGGUGCGCAACCGCAAUGAUUCGGUAAAGUUUGCUUUGCACGGCAUCAUGAGCAUAUGUCCCGGCAUUUCGGCAGACGACUUGCUGUCGGAGUAUCCGAAAAGAUCCGAACUAGGGGUGUGGAGAUCCUUCUGGACAGCCCAAGGCAGCUUGUACACGGUCUUGGUGAAGGAGUGCUUGGUUUUCCAAGAACCCCAAGAGGUACACACAUACCUUGAUGUGCGUCAUGCAGAGCCUAGGCCCCUGCGAGGUCGGCCGAAUGCAUUGUCCCCUUUCCUUCCAUCCAAUUGCAAGCCAGAGCGCAUGCUCAAUGUGCCGGGGGUGUUGUGGCAGUGCGAUUCAUCAAGUCGCAUAGGAAACAUGACUGUGCAGGAUGCAUUGCAGCGCUGGGGGUUGGAGCUAACAGAAGCAUCUGUAGCCGUGCCAGUUGUGCAACCAGUCGCAGGGUUGAUCGUAAGAGGUGCUUGGAGUUCCGUUGGUUUGUUAGGGCAUUGGACGCUUCCACAAGAACUUUUCGAAACUGCGGAUUUCCCUCCAGAUGAGCUCAAGGAAAAACUUUUUCGACAGGAGCCGCACUGGUCAACCACCUUGUCGCACCAGCAAGUGUCGUUGCUGGCAGAUCGUGUCAGAUCUUGGGCCCCUGUGCUGUUGACAAACUCGAAUGAGGAGGCAGCUGGCCUCAUGCAGCUAGAGCUUGCAGACAUGAUUCAAUGGUUUGAAACCCUGCAGCGAAAUCUUGAGCAUCAGCCUCGCCCAUCCCACUACCCCAGUCACGUGAUGAUUGCUGCUGUGUUUUUGGCUUUCCUUUUGGGGUCACGAACACACAUGGCUGAGGCCAUUCCACUUGCAUUGAAGCUUGCUUUGCCUGGACUUGAUUUCGACGAUUUGGCCAAGCAUGUCAAGUGCCCCAAAACCACCACAUUAGCACGUGCAUCCACAUACAUGGACUUUGCAUACCUCAUGUUGUGCAGGGAACGUUGGAAGCAAACUCCACACCUGCUUUUCGCCUGGGCUGAUUCCUCCCCGCAAAGUGGGAGAGAGUGGUUCAUGAGUAUGGAGGCCUGCAUUCCCGAAUCCUCCCUUAUUGAGACCUUCCAGGUUGUGAAUAAGCUAAUCAGGGCGAGACCCGACUUGCAGGACCAUUUUGAAUCCCGAGAGUUGGAUCUCGAUGAGCUUCUGCACUGCAGCCGCACAUUGCAGGCAAAUCUCUUGCAUCACAAGAACAUACCUGUAGCAAUGGCCAGUGGUAAGACCAGAUUGGAAGACAAAGUUUCUUGCUUGCUUCACGUGUUGGCCCUUGAAAGCGACAGCCGUGCCUUCUUGACUCAGCAGCUGAGUCGUGUCGUGAGUUGGACCACUGACUUAGGCCUAGAGGUCCAAGUUCCGCAGUUUCAAGCAAAGGAUCCCGAAACUCUUGUACCAACUUGGCUGCACGCAAGCCUUCCGGUAGAGACCGAUGUGCAGGACAUCCCAUCUGAUUCAGAGGUUUCGUUGCAUGAUGGCGAUGGGCAGAAUCUUGCUGCUGCAGAGCAGCCGAGGCUCGACACAUCGUUGAUGCCAAGUUGCCUAAUUGUGCCGGGUCUGUUGCAUGUGUGUCAUAACUUGGCUGCGGAUCUCCAUGAGAAGAUGCAGCUUUGGGAGCCGUUCUGGGAACAGUUGAAGGAUGUGGCUGAACUGUUAGCGGAACGCCACCUUAGGGAGCGCCUCAUCAAUCAAUGUGUCCGUGGAUCAGCAGCAGCCCACCUGGAGCCAGACUUCCAACAAGCAGGUAUGUCGAAACUCUAUGAGAAACGCUGGCAGAAUGUAAUCAGCUGCUUGGAUUGUCUGAUGCCGCUUCUCGAGCCGUUGCGACAGGUGUGGAACUAUGAUACAUAUGUGUCCGACUCAGGCAUUGACAGAUCUGUUCUGCAAGGGGUGGACAAGGCUUUGGGAAGUCCCAUGUUCUUCCACUAUCUUCACAUGGUGUGGGCCGUCCACAAGCUUGUGUUCAAUUUCGAGUGUUGGGUCGAAGGGUGUCCUUGCCAUCAUGAAGUCAGGGAAUUCAGCAAAAAGCGGAAAUUCCGUCUGCACAGGCGCAAACCAGGUUCGGAUGUCUCCGUUAAGCAUUGUCCUAUGAAGGGCAAACGAAGUUGUGAGUUGGCCGUAGGUUGUAUCAACUCCACAUUCGAAGAACUCACCGAGUUGGCACAUUCGAGUUUCAUGGGUAUCGAUGUUUCAGGGUUGCCUGCUCUGACAGAAGAUCACAGAAAUGCGAUCUUGCGUGACUUCGAGUAUGCCAGAGCAUACCUCCAGUUCGGCUUGAAGUCGAAACUUGCGUUCUGGGAGACUGUGCCGUGGCGUCUUUGCGGUUUGGGUCAUCAUUUUGACUCGGUCGCUCGAAACUGUGCCGCCGAAUGCUUGGCAGAAUUCGAUAAGUCAUUGGAGGCAGGUCGGGUUAAAGCAGAGCAUCACCACCCACUUAGUGUGAAAUUCCUGUCCCCCGGUGGGCCGCUGCGGCAAUCUGUCGAAGCCUUCUCUCAGGGGAGCCCAAUGUCCCCUGAUUUGUUGCAGGCUGUGGCCCCCCUAAAAUUUGUGCCCUGUGUAGAGCGCGUGGUGGAAGGAUUGCACCGCGACGUCAAGAUAGCAUCAAAACAUGUUCAGCUUGGCCCCACGAAAGUGUCUAUGACCGUCAGGCUUCCCGAAAUCAAAAGGCAUGUUCAGGAAUCUCCUGAAUUCCUUAGCAGACUGACAGCUGCUUUUGAUCAGAUGCGCAACUUGAAGAAGGCAGCUGCAAUGCUUGGAGUGUUGCAGCACCCCGAGCUGCUACAGCUUCUUCAUGACAAGGUCGUUUCCACAACAGACUGGUGGAUUCGACUUCAAAAGAUCGUGCACCGCUGUGAUUUAUCUGAGCAAUUCGCCGAUUAUCGCGAGGCUAGGGUAGAGCACGACAAAAUCACAAAGAAAAUCCGGGAAGAAACUGCCCGUGUCCAUGAUGCACAGGCCUUGCCCACACCCCGGACGUAUGAUGCCAUCUUUAAGCGUGCAAUUGUUGAUCAUUUUCGAAAGAUGUCUGAUUCCAGCUGUUUCUUCUCGCUGCCUUCCGUGCAGCAGCUUCAGGCUGAUGCCAAUGGCGGUUGCUACGAGAUUCUUCCUUUGCAGACGGUGCAUGUCCGGGCCCAAGCACAGCUUGAAGCUCUCGGCAACAGUGCAGAUGUGGACGUGCUUGAACCCAACAUGAAUGCCACCGCUCCUGAUCAUAUGGUCUUUCGUGUGUUGCACGGUGCCCCUGAAAACCUGAAGCUUGCCCCAGGCAGUGUUGCUCUCAAACCAAUCUUUCCCAAAGGGUCUUCCGUCGUUACUGUGCAUGACAUCAUUCACGAUGAUGAGUCAAGCCCUGCAGUAAACAUGAGCGCUUUGGCAGCUCCCCAGCUGUUGAAAGAUUUGGAGCACUGUCCACUUUCCACGCUGCGUGAGCAUCUCCGUGUCUGGAAGGUGUCAGGAAAGGUUCAGUACACGUUGCCGUGCGUUGGGUUUCCAGGGCAUGAGGUGCUGUCUUGUGUGACUGCCAUUUUGGAUGCUAAAGCAUUGCCUGAUGAGCCGUAUGUCCAGCCACCAUUGUCUUCAGCACAGAUGUGUCGAGCACUUGCACAGAAUGGGCUUCUCCAGAUCUUGAAUCCUGCCCCGGGUCGGGAUUCUGCACUUGUGCGCUUUACACAGGAAGGUGUUCGCAGUUUGCGAGUUGUCACAGCUUUGGGCAAUCCCGCACCAGUUUGCAGCAUGAGCAGCCAACCUUCCAAGAAUUGGGAUGUGAUGGAGCUGAUGUUGGCUAUGGAGAAUGAUGGUUGGGUAUGGCAGCCCCUCCCGAAGAGUAAGUCAGCAAAACAAGCGUUGUGCUACAAGCCAGGCGAUGCCAAGGUCUGGUAUUCCUUGUCACACUUUGUCAAUAAGACUUACUUGCAGUGUCUGCUGAAAGCAGAGAACAUCUUUGCCGCUGGUGCUGUCGACAGAAUACCGCACUGGACAACAAGUCCCUCUGCAGUUUACACAGCCAUUCUUGCAGGAAAGCCAAUCCCCAUGCCAAGCACCGAACAGCAAGGGUUGUUGGAUGACGACGAUGUUGACAUUGGUGACCAUGCUGUGCAGGAUGAUGUGCAUCAGGGUCUUGAGCCCGCUCUUGCUGGUUUGGAGGUUCUUGAAGGUGCGGGCAGUGCCGAGGGUCGGGAUGAAGAGCACGAUGAAUUGGUGCAUGAGCUGGAGCGGUUGAUUGAUCAAGCCGAUAGCGAAGAUGAAGUUGUGGGGCAGGAUGCCAGGUCAGAGGACGACGGAGGCGGUAUUGGCUCUGUGCCGUUGGAUGAAGCUGAGACUUCAGAAGCAAUGCUUCCACCCCCACCUCCCCCCGCCGCCCCACCUCCCGGGUUGCCACGCAACAGGCCGGCUGAGGAAGACAAUGUCUCCGUGGAUUCGGAGCUCGAAAAACCCCCGGCCUGGGGGGUCUUCCGCAUCAACCUGAAGCAACCUGCUGCCGCAAGGGUUCACGGCGGGUAUGAAGCUCGUUGCCCAUUUCAUCGCAAGUCAGCCAAGACUGAUUGCAAGAAGUUCGUGUCGAUUCGCGGCAGCACUGCAGCCGACAAAGACAAUGCUCUUCGUGCCUUGAAAGCUUGGUGCAACUGUGCGGAAUCAUACAACCGCCAGAGGGAUCACAUCCAGCAUUUUGUUUCUCCCGAAACAGCGCCGUCCCAGGCAGUCUUGGAUGCAGGGCUCAUAACGCAAGCUCCCCCCGGCCGUCCUCGCACGGAUGAGGAGCUAGAUCGGGAGCGUGACGCAGCAGCCGCUGCUCUGCCUGCUCAUGAUGCUCAUGCUGAUGGUGGGGCUGUUGGUGUUGGGGGUGCUGCCGGUGCUGCCGUGUCAUCUGCAAAAGCCAAAGCCAGGGGUCGCGGGUCCGGUGCAGAAGCGGAGCAGGAUCCGCGCGGGGCCGCGGGAGAUCGAGUGCCAGAGUCGCCAGGCCAGGCCGCCGUCCGACGAAGCUGCGUCGGAUCCGCCGAGUUCUUCUUCCUCUUCGAGUUCCAGCUCGAGCAGCUCUUCAUGAGGCAUUGGGUCAUUCAGCUGAGAUUGAUGGUCAGGUCAGAUGAGAUAUGCUUUUAUUCGAUUGAUGCGGGUGGCUGGUGCAACAGCUACCCAGGCCACACGGGGCCUGAGGAGUCCGAGGCUGAAGAAUCCAGAGAGCCGAUUGAGACCCCCAAGAAGGAUAGAGGUAGCAAGCGACGGGCGGAGCCUAGCAGUGACAAGAAGUCAAAGGCCUCCACAACUCCCAAAGAUAAGCGUGGGCGAAGCAAGACAAGAUCGGGAAAGCCGGCAAAGAGAGACUCCCGUGGCACAGGGCGUCAUGAGAAGCGACAGACAAAAGAGAAGGGAAAGAAGCACUGCAAGUCCUGUGGUAAGUCGUUACCCUUGUCAAGCUUUGCCAUAAACCAGAGCAACUGCCUGGACUGCAAGAAAUGCUUGGACGUCUUGUCCAAGAAGUGCCGUGCGUGCGGAAAAAGCGCCUGGUUGGCAGAGGUGAAACAGUGUCCCAAGCGCCUCAAAGCCUUGAUCAACGCUUACCGGGCGGCUGUCGUGGAAGCAAAAUCAAAAGGACAGAAGACCGCGACCUUCAGCGUCAUUACAUACAUCGAAACAACCAAAGCCUCGUCAGCAGUUGAAUCCGUCGCAAGAGGCACCAUGAUGUGGCAGGACCAGGCGGUGGAACACUUUCAAACCCCAGCAGGAGGAUCUUUGUCGAAAGCCGCAGCAGAGGCGAAGUGGAAAUCCAUGUCUGAUUCAGCUGAAGCUGAUGGAACGAUCACGGAUACAUUGGGACCCAAGCAGGCUCCACUCAGGCUCAGGAUCCACAUUGGCGACGAUGUUAACUUCGUCAACAAGUACAGCCGCUCUAAGCCCCUCAGCUUCACAACGAGGCGUGUGGAGGCUGUGGGGGCCACAAAGAAGAAGGGCACAGAGGAGGAUGUGAGAAAACUUGGCAAGAAUCUCAUGCUCAGCCAUGAGAGUGUUGCCGGUGCCCGUGCCUUGUCAGAUGUGGCGAACGACCUUGCUGGUGGUCUUGGAAUGGAAGGUCACGCAGCGGCUCUGGGAGAUGUCGAAGCCCUUUGCCCGGCUUCAGAGCCGGAGGCAUCUGAUGACUCGGGGAGUGGCGACGACUCGGAAAAGUCUGCGGGCGAGGACAAGCCGGCAGGUCGAAAAUCGUGGUUCGACCGUGAUCGCGAGGUCAACAAGGCAGCCAAGAUUGCUAAGGGUAUCCUGGAGAGACUGUGCGAGCUAUCCAAAGGCGAGCUGCAGAAGAUGGUUGCCGCUAAGCGCGAGUAUGAUUCUCUCCGUGCAAAGGAUAAAAAGCAAUUGGAAGGAGAUCAUGCUAUCAUGCUCGGCAGGCAGAAAUGCCUGGAAGCAGUGCUUGAUGGUCCUAGUGCACUUGCCAACUACAUCAGCAGCUUCGAUGCAGCGGCUGAUGACAAAGGUUCCGUGAAAUCUGAGUCCGUCAAGGCUUUGGGCUCGGCUUCCCCAUCGCGAACCUUCCGCGACCUGCGGGCUUUCUCAGACUGGGAGAUUCAACUUGACAAGAUCAAUGAGUGUGAAUCCGUGGAGGCCAUUGAAGAGCAGAAGGCGAUCCUGCAGAAGGACUUCAAGAACCCAAUCGCUGACUUGGUCAGCGCCGCCAAAUCCGCUUUGUCUGACCUUCAGCGAGGCCUGAAAGUCGUCAAGAAAGCUGCUGCGGGUGCAGCUGCCAAGGCAGCAUCGGGAACAAGCAAAAAAAAGGCCACUGCAUCAGUGCACGGCCCAGCCAAGCUAUUCCAGGCUGCCGACCACAUGGCUUCUGUGUCAGUGAUAGCAGAGGGCGAGGAGUUGAGUGAUUUCGACAGCCCCGCAAUCAUCCGCUCAACUCCUGAGAAGUUAAGCGAGUUCGAAGCGAGCCAUCCAAUCAAGAAGGCCAUCAUGCAGGAGUUUGCGCAGUUGUUCAGUGCACAAGCAAGUGCACAGCGGGUGGACCGAGCACACAAAAGGUUUGCUGCAAACACAGACGUCUACCACGCCAUGGCAUCGAGGAUGGGUUCCUUGCUUCGUCAAGCCGGGCCGUGCUCUUCCCCAGAAAUCCCCCAAGAUGUCAAGGCCGCGAUGGACGUGCAAGCGGUCAUUGUUGCAAAGAAUGUCAUCAAGAUUGCCACGGAGAAGCAUCAGUCAGGUUGGGCACUUACUUGA
Messenger RNA from Symbiodinium sp. CCMP2592, 7371 nucleotides. The record is from the annotation of a GenBank genome assembly. Lineage: Eukaryota; Dinophyceae; Suessiales; Symbiodiniaceae.